CUGGAUGAGUGCAGCAUGAGAGUCCCAAGGAAAGCCUAGGGAAAGCUUUAAAAGAGGGAAUUCUUUUCUAUUAUUUUGUAUUAUAUAAAUAGGCUGGCUGUGUGGUAUUCACAGGAACAUAUUCAGUGUUGGGGGAAGACAAGAGCAACCCUGUGAAUCAGGACAAAAACCUGCUGGACUCCCAACCUGUUGUCCUUCCGUGAUGAGACUCUACGGACUGUUUUUGGCAUCUAUGGCUACUUCCAUGGCAAAGGCUGAACACCCGUCCUCACCACCUGUGGUGGACACCAAGUAUGGCAAAGUGUUGGGGAAGUAUGAAAGUCUGGAAGGAUUUGCACAGCCCAUGGCUCUCUUCCUGGGUAUCCCUUUUGCCAAACCUCCUCUUGGAUCCUUGCGAUUUGCUCCUCCACAGUCUCCAGAGCCAUGGAACUAUGUGAAGAACACCACAUCUUUCCCUCCUUUUUGCUCCCAAGUUCCAUUAGUAACACAAAUGGCACAUUCUGAUGGGAUUGUUUCUGAAGACUGUCUGUACCUGAAUAUUUACACUCCUGUUGACUCAACAAGGAAAAGUAGCCUCCCGGUGAUGGUGUGGAUCCAUGGAGGUGGCCUGCUGGUUGGUGGAGCAUCACCCUAUGACGGGCUGAUACUCUCUGCCAAUGAGAAUGUGGUGGUUGUGAGCAUUCAGUACCGUCUGGGAAUCUGGGGAUUCUUCAGCACAGGGGAUGAACACAGCCGGGGAAACUGGGGUCACUUGGAUCAGCUGGCUGCAUUGCAUUGGGUGCAAGACAACAUCGUCAACUUUGGAGGCAACCCAGACUCUGUGACCAUCUUUGGAGAGUCAGCAGGAGCUGAAAGUGUCUCUGUUCUUGUGCUAUCUCCCCUGGCCAAGAACCUCUUUCACAGGGCCAUUUCUCAGAGUGGUGUGAUCCUCAGUCCUUGUUUGUUAAGCAAGGAUGUCAAGCCUCUUGCUAAGAAAAUUGCCAUUGCUGCUGGGUGUAAGACCACUUCCUCAGCUGUCAUGGUUCACUGCCUGCGCCAGAAGACAGAGGAAGAACUCUUGGAAGCCACACAGAACUUGAAACUUGUUCGUGUGGAUUUAUUUGGAGAUCCCAGAGAGAACUAUCCUUUUUUGCCCACUGUUGUUGAUGGUGAGCUGCUGCCCAAGGGACCUGAAGAGGUUCUGACUGAAAAGAAUUUCAACACUGUUCCCUAUAUAGUAGGAUUCAACAAGCAAGAGUUUGGCUGGAUCAUGCCAAUGGUGAUGGGAAACCCAAUCCCUGAAGGCAAGCUGGACCAGGAGACGGCCACAUCGCUCCUGUGGAAGUUGUAUCCCUUUGCUAAUGUUCCUGAGGAACUGACACCAGUGGCCACUGAGAAGUAUUUGGGAGGGACAGAUGACCUUGCCCAAAAGAGAGAGCUGUUCUUGGACUUAAUAGGAGAUUUGAUGUUUGGUGUCCCAUCUGUGAUUCUUGCCCGUGGCCAUAGAGAUGCUGGAGCCCCCACCUACAUGUAUGAGUUCCAAUAUCGACCAAGCUUUUCAUCAGACUUGAAACCCAAGACUGUGAUAGGAGACCAUGGAGAUGAAGUCUACUCAGUGCUUGGGGCUCCACUUGUAAAAGAGGGUGCCUCAGAAGAAGAGAUCAACCUCAGCAAGAUGGUGAUGAAAUUCUGGGCCAACUUUGCUCGGACUGGGAACCCCAAUGGGGAGGGUCUGCCUUACUGGCCAGAGUAUGACCAAAAGGAAGGAUACCUGCAGAUUGGUGCCACCACCCAGGCUGCCCACAAACUGAAAGACAAAGAAGUGGCUUUCUACACUGAGGUUCUAGCCAACAAAACAUUGGUGAAUCCACACCAGCAAGAACACAUAGAACUUUGAAGUUAUGAUGCUGAUAAUUUCAGGAUCCUGAGACAGUUAACACAAUUUUAUUCUGUGGCAGAUGUUUGUAAGCUAAGCUUGCAUAAGUUUGUGGUUGGUGAAGAAUUGUUUUCUAUAUGAUAGGCAGAGCCCAGGAAUGGGUAACAUUUUUGCAAUGGCCUGAAUUUGAAGAUAAAUAUUAGUUUUGACAAUAAAAUCAAUUCUUUGUGUUGAGCUGAACUUGAAUCAGUCAUCCUCAUAUAGAGCAAAGUAAUGAGAGGCACCAUGGGGAGUAGACAUUUUUGCCAUGGUCACUUGGUGAAUGUCUACCCUGAAAUCCAAAGGAAGGUCAGUCACUGGAGGAGAUACAAGUUGUGAGCCCUGUGCAGCUUCCUCCUACAAGCGCUUGAUGUAAAUAUUCUUAAAAUGUUUAUGAAAGUGACAAAUGCCAAGUAGAGACUAGUAUGAAAACCAAAAUCCUUGGGAACCACAAUGCAAAAUGUAAAUUUAUUACCAUCACAAGCUUUUCUCCAUGGACAUCUGUCAAGUGAAAGUGAGAGUUUGGAGAAUGUUAUUAAGAUUGGAGAAAUCUUAUGUAUAAUGUGCAGGCAUAGAAUUCUGCUCAUUUUCUACUAAGCAACCAAAUUGUAAAAUAAACACGCAAGUAGCAGUCAAAGCUGUUUGCCUAGUCAAAGCUGUGAAAACAAGAGAAGAGAAAAGGAAAGAAAGGAAGAGAAAAAGGAAAAAUUUAAAAUUCUAUCCCUUCAGUUUUGAUACAGAUUUCAGUAUCAAGAUUCUUAAAGAUCCUUCACUCCUAGAGAAGGGCAGGUUGGUGGAGACAGGCAUCUCAUAAACCAUGGAACAGGUAUGUCCUCGAGGCUAGACCAACACUACAGACAGCAUUCCUCAGUAGAAGCAGACUCAUACCAAGUAACCUAAAUUUGCUUAUGUAAUGUUAAAACAUUACGUAGAGCAUUUAUGGAAAAUACUGUAAAAUAUGUAACAUAGUAAUUUAAAUUACAGUGUUAUAAGAUUUAAAAUUUCUCAAUUGACAUUGCAUUGCUUUAAUAGGCAACAUGAUCAUUUGAAGUCAAGUAUUGUAUACCAAGUAUAAUCAUUAAAGAUUUUUUCAAAGAGAUCUGCAUAGUAACCAAAUAGGCAAAGGAAUAUUGAAUCUUUAAAAUCUUCACCAUCAAUGCAAGGAAAUAGGAAAAAAAACAAAGAAAAAACACAAAAAUAAAAAGAUUCUGUUGUAAAAAAAUGAUUAAACCCAUCAAUGAAAAAAGACUAUCAGAAUGAGUUUAAAAGACAAGGCCCAACAAUGUGCUGCAUCAUAGUCAGAUAUUUGUACUUAUUUUAUAGUUGUCUGAGGAAAACUUUUAACCUCAGAUCUCCUCUGACCUUUCCUGACCUUUGUCUAGAAAAACUUAUUAGAAAGCCGAGUGCUUCUCCCACUGGUGCAGGGGGAAGAUGCAAACCUCCCCAAUCUCACAGUGGUCCCUUCCUCAAACACCGCAGCACCCCAGUCAGUCUUUCCUUGCUCUCUGAAGCCACGUGGAUCAGUUCGGAAAGAGCUGUAACCCCCAUACCAAAGACUAUAAGAAUAAGAAUUGGGCGGAACAAAACUUUUUAUUUUUCUGGUAGGGAAGUAGUAUCACCAAUCUUGAUUUGAAAAGUAAACUUUGGAGAAAAUUCAGUAUAAAUAUAAGCAAAUAUGAUGAAUGUGUAUUUAAAAAGAUACACCCACAAAUACUAAGAAAAAAAGAAAAAACUUUGUGUCCCAAAUUAUUAAAACAAUGAAUGUUGAAAAAAUUUUUGGAGAAAUUAUUUAAAAUUAUAGUGAUCAAGUCACUCUCUAGUAAAACUGAAGUAAAAUCUUCUUAGAUGUUGAAAGAGACUAGUACAACUAGGUUUUUUAUAUUUUCAUUUCCACACUUUCUGAUGCACACACCAAGUCGCAACCGUCUGUGAUGUAUGUAUAUCCAAGUUGAUGGUUUGAUGAAAAAUAAAGUCUGGUUUAUUAU
Molecule: messenger RNA, 3879 nt
Organism: Cavia porcellus (domestic guinea pig)
Lineage: Eukaryota; Metazoa; Chordata; Mammalia; Rodentia; Caviidae
Product: liver carboxylesterase 1-like
Exons: 14
Coding region: 203-1876 (557 amino acids)
Biological process (GO): lipid catabolic process
Cellular component (GO): lipid droplet; endoplasmic reticulum
Molecular function (GO): carboxylic ester hydrolase activity
Source: RefSeq, a predicted model, not a curated record